AUGUUGGCUUGGGAAGAGCAAAACCAACAGUCGGAGAGCGAUGACGACGACGCCGAAAACUAUGGCAAGAGAGAGCAGAUUAACAGCGACGACGACGACGAUGAUGAUGAUGAUGACAACAGAAAUGAAGAAAACAGCGAAGAUGAAGAUGACGAACAACACAAGAUCCAGAAGGCCAUAAACGCCGUGAAGAAUAUCUUCAACCGCAAGACGACCAAGGCCGAGGUUGACCGCUUCAUGAAUGAGCACAGUGAUGUUAUAAAACAGCCCGCUUCUACUGGAGAAACAUUCUUGCACAGACUCAUCGAGACGGUGCAUCGCAGAGAUGGCGAGAACCCACUGAAUUCCCAACACGUUAAGCCGCUCAUUAGGGGAAUUGUACGCCAGUUUCCAUAUCUGCUACGAAUUCCCAAUGGUGAUGAUCAAACCCCUCUUUACCAAGCGAUCAAGCUCAAAAGAUACACUUGGAGUCUUAUAGAACCCAUGCUGAAAAGUACUAAGGACCGUAAGUGUGUCAAAGACGCACUUGAGAAGCCAUGCAGCGACGGGGGAGCCCUGAAAACCUGUUUGACACUAGCCUUUGAGAAGGAUCUCAAAUCUGAUAUUCUCGAAAAGCUACUUAGUUACGCCGGUGACAAAGCCUUGAAGCUUAUAGAUGGCUCUGGAAUGGCUCCAUUGCAUCUUGCUGUGCAAUAUGCACAAUGUAAUGACGAGAGGGUCGAAAUCAUCAGGCUUCUUCUUCGUCAAGAUGACACAGUUCUGAGGAGACUGAAAAAGAGUAACCCUCACCAACCUGUGGAGACAUUUUUGGAUAGAAAAUGCACAAGGAGAGGGCAAAUUGUAGAAUAUUCGGUCUACGGUGAGCACGAAAGAUCAUCGAAAGCUUACUUGGCUAUGGAGAGUAGCAAGGAUUCCCAGACUACUCCGCGAGAACCACUCUUGAAUCAGAUGCACAAUAGAGUGCAGGAUCUGGAUCCGGACAAGGCUCCGCCAACAUUGGCUGAUUAUAAAGGGCCAAAAGGGCCAAAAGGGCCAAAAGGGCCAAAGGAUCAAGGUGCUGUGAGUCGUGGUGAUGGAGCUCAGGGACUCGAAGAAGAUGGUCUAAGACAACGGCAAGAGCUGGAGAGACUGGAUGAAAGGGAGCGGAAGCGUCGUCAGCUGAGGGAAAAAGAAGAGAAAAAUAGGCAAGAAAGGACUGCACAGGAGAAGAAUGGACAACAAGAAAGAGAAUUAAAGACAGACGAGAGGCAAGCAAGAUAUGAAGCCGCCGAAAGUGAGAGAUCGCGCACGAGACAACCUAUUGCACAAGAUGCAGCAGAAAACUACCUCAACCCGACAUCUACAACAUCUUUAUCUGGGCGGGAUCAAGUGGCGAAUACACGCUUGAAGAGAGCCCCUACAAAAGAUCUUCAGGCCAACGCCGAUGAAGAAGGAAGAUACAUACUAAAUGUGAACACGCGGGAAAAAAAAGAUAUUCAAAUUUAUUUCGAUUACAGUGGUCUCCCGGAUCAGAUAGAUAGCCAUACCUUUGAGGAGAGAUUUGGCAAAGAUGCGACUAGUGGGAUUCGCUUCGAUGAAGUGCUGAUGUAUGUGCGGUUCCCACAAGUGACCGUUACACGCAAGGGGAAAAAUGCCCGACAGCCUCGGCCCAAGGGUCGGGAUGAUAUGGAAUUCUUCUUUGGCUGGCUGCAUCGCAAGGGUGUACGCCGUAUUCUCCGGGUUGAAGUUGAUGAUGGGGGGAGAACUCCACACGGCGACGAAUCUAUCCAAAACUCUCUCGACAAGAUUAUAAUUGAGCACCUUGACUGGUCGAAGCUAGAUUUAGAUCCUCGUCUUAUCUGUCAAAUCAGCAGCAACGCGGAGAUGACCGAUGUUGAUCUUGAAGCUGAGCCAUUGACUGAAUCUAGAAAUGAGUUGCGAGAAAUCACACUUCAAUGGAGUGGCAACAACGCUGUUUUAAGAGCUUGGAGCGAAAUUAACGGCUUGCCACAACUACCAAAGCUCCAGAUGGUCAACCUCAACAUUCCUACACAGACAGAUCUAUAUGACUCCGAAAGUUGGGUGAAUUCGAGAAUUGAUGAAUUUCAACAACUUCUGAACCAAAAUGCUCGUCAGCUUGACGCCAACAGACAAGCAACCACUGACCACGAAGUUGAAAAAGAAUCAGAGUCAACUAAAUCUCUCGUACAAGAUAAGGAGAAAAAGAUCGAGGUUAAAGUAACUAUGGGCAAAAAGGGAACUGAACCGUUUACAACUUCAGGUACCGGUGCAAUUAUAUCAACCGAAAAACCAACUCCAUUCACAGAGCACGAAUGGAUCACCUACAUGGAAAGGUUUGCAGGAUGUAUGAACUCAUUGUGGCAAGAGACGCUAGAGAAAUUUGAUGAAAGUGCCAGGAGGGAUCAAAAUGAUGCCCGCCCUCCAAACAAGGACAUUCGAAAUCUUACUAGCUUGAAAGAGGAUGUCGUUGUCGCAUUAAUCGACGAUGGAGUUGACUCAUGUGAUUCCGCCUUUGCAGGCCGUAUUAUUGAAGGCAAAACAUUUGACUAUCAAGAGGGAAGCGUGGGACAGCAUUACAUAUCUGCGAGAGGCCAUGGAACUGAAAUGGCGCGGAUGAUAUUGAAAGCCUGCCCAAUGGCAAGCAUCUACUCGAUCCGUCUCAAGACGCACAUCAGUCCAGAAAAAGGACAAGCUACAAUCGACGUAUUUUCUGCAGCCUCGGCCAUUGAAGCCGCAUUAGACAAGAAGGCAACUAUUAUUUCCAUGUCAUGGACCAUACCAGUACCCGCGGAUGGGAGCAAAGAAAAGCAGCGUUUAGACAGCGUGCUCAAGAGAGCAUGUAGUGAAAAGGUUCUCAUGUUCUGCUCAUCUUCGGACCAGAUUAGUACGACUCAGCACUAUCCCUCGGCCUACAAACGCAACCAGUUCUUGCUCAUAGGCGCUGCACACGACGAUGGCUCAGCUUAUGGCCACGCAGGAAGAGACAACGACUUCAUCUUCCCCGGGGUCAAUGUACGCACCAACGACGGUUCAGGUCUUCUGCCUUCAUAUCUCGCAACCAAGACUUUUAUGACAACGGAGUCAACGGGCUCCAGUAUUGCCACGGCUUUGGCAGCUGGCUUUGCAGCUAUCAUCAUAUACUGUUUCAAAGCGAGUGUACUGGGUAUCGCCAUUACCAGGAUAAGAAGCAGUAGCUUUAUAGAUGAGGCUGAUAUUGUCAGACCAAUGGACCUCGACAAGCUUUCAGACCCAAAUGUCCUCAAGAUGGCGUUUAGCAGGAUCGGCGAGAUGGAGAACGGCUCCUUUAUUCCGAUUUGGGAAAAAUUCAAGGACGCAAUUGGGGAAUUGCAGCCUGAGAAUGAGUAUAAAAAGAAGUCGUCGUAUAUAAGCAACUUCUGCUCCAAUCUUAUUGACCGAUAG
Trichoderma virens Gv29-8 is the source of this 3420-nucleotide messenger RNA. RefSeq lists its product as uncharacterized. The transcript has 4 exons. Bases 1 to 3420 code for a protein of 1139 amino acids. The record is from RefSeq and is a predicted model, not a curated record. Gene Ontology annotation, molecular function: serine-type endopeptidase activity. Gene Ontology annotation, biological process: proteolysis. Lineage: Eukaryota; Fungi; Ascomycota; Sordariomycetes; Hypocreales; Hypocreaceae.